Messenger RNA from Acomys russatus (golden spiny mouse), 1032 nucleotides. It is a transcript of the gene Commd7, whose product is annotated as COMM domain containing 7. The transcript is spliced from 9 exons. The record is from RefSeq and is a predicted model, not a curated record. Gene Ontology annotation, molecular function: NF-kappaB binding. Gene Ontology annotation, biological process: negative regulation of DNA-templated transcription; tumor necrosis factor-mediated signaling pathway. Bases 72 to 674 code for a protein of 200 amino acids. Lineage: Eukaryota; Metazoa; Chordata; Mammalia; Rodentia; Muridae.
GGCUGCGGAAGCGCAGCGAGACCCGGAAAGAAAGCCAGUGCAGCUCCGGGGCUGCGGGGGCUCCCGGCGCCAUGGGCCGCUUGCACUGUACGCAGGACCCGGUGCCCGAGGCCGUUCGCGGCGACAUGCAGCAGCUGAACCAGCUGGGCGUGCAGCAGUUCUCAGCCCUGACAGAAGUGCUUUUCCAUUUCCUAACCGAGCCCAAAGAGGUGGAGUGCUUUCUGGCUCGGCUAUCUGAAUUUGCUACCACCCAUCAGAUCAGUCUCGGCCCACUCAAAGGCAUCAUGAAAAGCCUCCUUCUGGUUCCAAAUGGUGCAUUGAAGAAGGGCCUCACUGCAGAGCAAGUACGCACUGAUCUCCUGGCUCUAGGUCUUAGUGAGGAGAAAGCCACUUACUUUUCUGAAAAGUGGAAGCAGAACGCCCCAGCCCUUGCACAGUGGGCCAUAGGUCAGACCCUGAUGAUUAACCAGCUGAUUGAUAUGGAGUGGAGGUUUGGAGUGACAUCUGGAAGCAGUGAAUUAGAGAAAGUGGGAAGCAUAUUUUUACAGUUAAAGUUGGUGAUUAAGAAAGGAAAACAAACUGAAAAUUUGUAUAUAGAAUUAACCUUGCCUCAGUUCUACAGCUUCCUGCAUGAGAUGGAGCGAGUCCGAGCCAGCAUGGAGUGCCUCAGUUGAUCCUGUUUCUUGAUCCCUUGCUCCUGCUUCUUCCCUAUUGGCUGCUCCAGGGGCCCAGCUGUCUUGGGAGUCCAGGUGCAAAGAGUUUCCGAGAACAACUGGGUUGAAUACCUGAGGAGUCCUGUGUGAUUCUCCUGCAAGCCCCUCUCAGGAGCCAGCACCUCCCAUCUCCUGGCUUGACUUUACACCUAGCUGCUCUGACAGCCUUUGCAUCUGGGAUUGUUUGCUUUCUUUUGGGAGGAGGGUAUUGUCACCUCCCAUUAAACAGUGAAGGAAUGGUUCCUUCAGUCAGAUGGUUCGGUGUUUGUUUGUGGCUGAGGAAGAGGCAGGUCAUGUGGACGACUUGUCUGAAGAGGAC